GUCCCGGGCACAGCCAACCGCACGGAACCAGAGAGACAUCGGUAGAAACAAAAGCUUCCCAUCAAAGCAGUGCGGAGCCUGUAACUUUCAGGCAGGAAUGCCUUGUCCCCACAGCGAGUGCCGGAAGCAAAUGUGAGGGAGCAACAGCCGGCCAGGCCGAGACCGUGAGUGUAAAACCUCCCUCAGCUUUGAUCCACGGAGGAAGAAGUUAUUCCCCGUGAGGGUAGACUAAGUGGAGGUGCUCGGAGCUACGGGUUCACGGCUCUCGAUGGCCCCAAGUGCCCUCUGAGCACACGGCAGCCUGGCGGCAUUUUAAACCGGUUUCAUUCCCACCCGCGCCGUUCAACGGACUCUGGAAAUGAGGCAGUUCAGUCGCUGCUGGUGGAUUUUGGCCAAUCUCGUGGGCUACUGUUGCCUCUCUCGGUGCCAACAAAGACAGGGUUACCUGGUAACAGCUCCCUCAGUUCUCAGGGCAGGGGUUGAUGCAGUCAUCAGCUUUACUAUAUUCAAGCCACUAUCAGAAACCAAAGUCCAUGUCCAGUUGGUGGUGAAAGGAGAAACGGUGGCUCAUAGUCAGGGCUCUGUCUUCGAAAAGGGAACAGUCACAUUAAAGGUGCCGCAAGGAUUCAGUGGACAGGCUCAGUUAAAAGUGUGGGGCAAUCGGUAUCUCACCGAUGACGGACACAUCUUCCACAACUUUACAACCGUCACUAUCGACUCUAAGGGAUCAUCAGUGUUUAUCCAGACAGACAAACCCGUCUAUAAACCGAAGCAGAAAGUGCUGAUUAAUGUGUUCACCGUCACCCCUGACCUCCGACCCACUAAUCAGAAGGUUGAAGCCUAUAUCGUGGAUCCCCGGGGGUCUCGGAUGAUUCAGUGGACUGAUCUAAAGCCAAUCUGCUGUGGGAUUGUAAAUAUGAGCUUCCCGCUUUCGGAUCAGCCGGUGAUUGGAGAGUGGUUAAUCUUCGUGGAGCUUCAAGGAUACACUUACAACAAAACGUUUGAAGUGCAGAAAUAUGUGUUACCAAAGUUUGAACUCACUAUUGAUCCUCCCAAGUACAUCCAGGACUUGAACAAGUGUGAGGAGGGAACUGUCCAUGCCAGGUACACGUUUGGUAAACCAGUGUUGGGGAGACUGACAGUGAACAUGACGGUGAAUGGAGUGGGUUACUACAGGCACGAGCUGGGACACCCUGUGGUGAAAAUUAUGGAGAUUGACGGCUCGGCCUCCUUCCCCAUUUGUGUCAAGGACAUGAUGCCCGUGGAUGUUCCGGAACAUUUCCGAGGCUCGCUCAACAUCUGGGCCUCGGUGCUGAGUGGCGACGGCAGCACACAGAUCACCUUUGAUGAUUCGACCCCGGUUCACAAGCAGCUCAUCGACAUCAAGUAUUCCAAGGACACUCGCAAGCAGUUCAAGCCAGGCCUUCCUUACAAAGGAAAGGUGGAGGUGACGUAUCCUGAUGGAAGUCCUGCAAAUGGCAUCACUGUGCGGAUCAAAGCUGAGCUCACUCCAAAGGACAAUGUCUACACGAGUGAACUGGUGUCUGAGGACAGCAAGGUGGAGUUUGAGAUUCCAUCUAUCCCCACUGCUGCCCAGUAUGUCUGGCUGGAGACUAAGGUGACAGCCAUCAAUGGAACACCGGCUGGUGACCAGUAUCUGCCUAGCUACCUGUCCAUUAGCAGCUGGUAUUCGCCAAGCAAGUGCCAUAUUCAGAUGCAGGGGCCAGAGCGGGCGCUGCAGGUGGGUGAGGAGGCCUGGAUUCCAGUGAAAUCCACCUGUCCCUGUGACUUUGCCUUACACUUUGAGAUCGCCUCACGGGGCAACAUUGUGAGAACCGGGGUACAGCCAGCCAGCAUCACCCGGCUGCGCAGUAGGAGGGCCACUGUCAUCUUUGACAAGAAGAAACAGUCAUCACAGACCUCGCAGAACCUGCGGGCCAUGUCUCCAGCCGGUGAAGUUGGUGUGUGCACGACCUACUUACACUUCAGGGUCACGCAUGACAUGAGCCCACUCAGCCGCCUGCUCCUGUACUACGUGCGAGAAAAUGGCGAGGGCAUCACCGACAGCAUCCAGAUUCCAGUACAGCCAUCCUAUGAAAACAAGGUAUCGAUUUCACUCUCCUCUAACAAAACAAUGCCUGGUGACCCCAUCAGUGUGACGGUGAAGGGCAAGGCACGGUCGUGCGUUUGCAUUGCAUCUGUGGAUAAGAGUGUGUACCUGCUGAAACCUGGCUUCCAGCUCACAACUGACAAGAUCUUUCAGGAACUGGCCGAUUACGAUGUCUCUGAUGCUUUUGGAAUUCCGAAGGAGGAUGGUCACUUUUGGUGGCCGGGGCUCUCUUCACGAAGACGGAGAUCAUCCGUGUUCCCUUGGCACUGGGAUAUCACCAAGGAUGCCCACUUCGCCUUCAGCGAGACAGGCCUGGUGGUCAUGACAGACGUGGUGAGUCUGAACCACAGACAGAAUGGGGGGAUGUACACUGACGAGGCCAUGCCAGGCUUCCAGCCUCACACUGGCACCCUGGUGGCAGCCCUACAACCAAGGAUCAGCCCUAGAGCUGAGAAGAGGAAAAGGACGUUUUUUCCAGAAACCUGGAUCUGGCAUUGUCUCAACAUCAGUGAUUCCGCAGGCGAGGCUCGGUUACGUGUGGAGGUUCCCGACUCGAUCACCACGUGGAUAACCGAAGCAGUCAGCCUGUCGCAGGAGAGUGGCCUCGGACUUGCACAACCCACUGAGCUCCGCACGUUCAAAGCUUUCUUUGUGGACUUCACCCUGCCCAGCUUCGUGAUCCGCGGGGAGCAAACCAAGAUCCCGCUCAUGGUCCACAACUAUCUGCCGAGUUGUGCUGAGGUUCAUGUUAAAGUUACAGUUCCAAAAGGAAUUAAAUUUAUUGGGCACCCAGGGAAGAGACACCUGACUCGAAAGAUGUGUAUCAACUCGGAUGAAGCCAAACCCACAUCUAUCGUCCUCUUGUUCAGUGAGCUGGGCCCUGCAAACAUCACAGCCAAAGGGUUUGCUUACGGUGGGAGCAGCUGCUGCCAGGGUGGGCUCCAGACGCUGAAGAAUGGCAGGUACCUGGAUGAAAGUUACCUGGACAGGCGGAACCCGGCUGGCAUAGACUACGUGAAGAGACGCGUCCUGGUGGAGCCUGAAGGAUUGCCCAGGGAGUACACCUACAGCAUCUUCUUCUGCCCCAACGAAAAGAUUCACAUCUCCACCCCCAACAAGUACGAGUACCAGUACAUCCAGAAGCCAGCCUGGAUGAUACACUUUGACGUGGCUGUAAAAGCACACAACGAUGCCCACUUUGCCUUAUCAACGGGUCCUCGAGACACGGCGGAAAUGGUAGAAAUUGUGAUUGGAGGGCAGCAGAACACGAGGACGUGGAUCACAGUGAGCAAGAUGGGUGAGCCAGUGGUCAGUGCCAACACACCUCACAUCCUGUCCUGGGACGAGUUCCGAAACUUCUGGAUCCGUUGGAAGGCUGGCAUAGUCCAGGUGGGCCAUGGCGCAGUGCCCUGUAAUGAGUCGCUGAUUGUUGAAUGGGCACUGACCAAAGUUCCAGACGUCAAAUACAUCGGCUUCUCAACGGGCUGGGGCUCGGUGGGCGAGUUCAAGAUCUGGAGGAAAGAGGAAUCAGAGGAGAACCACAAUGAGGCCUUCACCCUUGGUGUGCCGCACAAUGUGGUCCCUGGAUCAGAGAGAGCCACGGCUUCUAUGAUAGGCGAUGUGAUGGGCCCCACCCUUAAUAACCUGGACAACCUUCUGCGUCUUCCAUUUGGCUGUGGAGAACAGAACAUGAUCCAUUUUGCCCCGAAUGUCUUUGUGUUGAGAUACCUACAGAAGACCAAGCAGCUGUUCGCCGAGGUGGAGAGUGAGGCCACCGACUACCUGCUGCAAGGAUAUCAGCGUCAGCUGACGUACAAACGGGAGGAUGGAUCAUACAGCGCAUUCGGUGAGAGGGAUUCUUCUGGGAGUAUGUGGCUGACGGCGUUUGUACUGAAAUCCUUUGCACAGUCCCGUGGGUUUAUCUACAUUGACCUGAAGGAACUCGCCACGGCCAAAGAAUGGAUUAUACAGCAUCAGCAGGAAGAUGGCUCAUUCCCUGCGGUUGGGCGCAUUCUGAACAAGGACAUCCAGGGUGGAAUCCAUGGGAAGAUCUCAUUGACUGCCUAUGUUGUUUCUGCACUUCUGGAGACAGGCAUCGCCUCUGAGGAGGAAAAAGCUGCAGUUGGAAAGGCUAAACAUUUCCUGGAAGCAAACAUGUAUUCAGCGGAUGAUCCGUACACCACAGCCCUCUCUGCCUAUGCACUGACCUUGCUCCGGAGUAAACAUGCGUCAGCCGCGCUGAGGAAACUCAACAACAUGGCCAUUAUGCAAGAUGGUUUCACACACUGGAGUCUGAUGGGCACCACAGUCACGGAUGAGGAUACAUUUAUGGGUUUCAAUGAUGGCCUCUCGCAGUCAGUUGUGUCAGCAGAGGUGGAGAUGACAGCCUAUGCCCUCCUCACCUAUACCUCCCUCGGAGACGUGGCAUCAGCCCUUCCCGUUGUGAAAUGGCUCUCACAGCAACGCAACGCACUGGGAGGAUUCUCAUCCACACAGGAUACCUGCGUAGCCCUACAGGCACUGUCGGAGUAUGCCAUCCUCUCCUAUGUUGGAGGGGUCAAUCUCACCAUCUCACUUGCAUCAACCAAUCUGGACUUCCAGGAAUCCUUCGAGCUCAACAGGGACAACAAGAAGAUUCUGCAGACAGCGGCGAUUCCAAGUGUUCCGACUGGUCUGUUUGUUAGUGCCAAGGGAGAAGGCUGCUGUUUGAUGCAGAUCGACGUGAGCUACAACGUGCCGGAUCCGGUGGCCAAACCAGCCUUCCAGCUGUCGGUGAACCUGAAGGAACCGAACCGUGAGCGGCACCGGCACCGGCACCUCGCCAGGCCCGCCUCCAGGAGCGACAACCGGUCGAAGAGGUCACGCCAGGAGCGGGCGCUGCAUCACGAUGACGACCCGGCUUCGGACCAGGAUCAUCAGGAGUACAAGCUGACCGUGGAGGCCUGUGCCAGGUGGUUACAUUCUGGCUCUUCGAAUAUGGCAGUCCUGGAGGUCCCUCUGCUGUCAGGCUUCCGAGCAGAUGUGGAGAGUCUGGAACAGCUGCUCCUGGGCAAACAGAUUGAACUUAAACGAUAUGAAAUGGAUGGAAGAAAAAUUCUGUUUUAUUUUGAUGAGAUUCCCAGCCAGUGCAUGACCUGUGUCAAGUUCUACGCAUACCGGGAGUACAUCAUUGGUAAAACUGCUCCAGUCCCAGUCAAGGUGUAUGACUACUACGAACCUGCUUUCGAAGCAACAAGGUUCUACAACGUAAGUGAGACCAGCCCUUUGGCCCGCGAGCUGUGUGAUGGGACUACCUGCAAUGAGGUUGAAAGCUCAGCCAAUCAGUGGAUCGGGUUUGUCCAGCCUGCCACCUGCAAGAACGUGUACGACUGCCUGGAGGAAGAACGCUACGAGCUGUGCGCCUGUUACCGUGACUGCGGCUUUGAUGGGAUGCCAGUGUGCGGCUCCGACAGAGUCCUGUACCAGAACCAGUGUCAGAUGGAGGUGGCUGCCUGCCGCAACAACACGCGAAUCGACCAAGUCCCCCUGUCACACUGCCCUUCCGCAGGAGCAGCCCCUGAAGAGAGAGAGCCUGUGACCUCACCCGUAGACCCAGAGAUGUCAGAACGGAACCAGUCAGGUGAUGUCACGGUGGCCCAGUCGGAGCUCUCCUAUUACUCCUACGGAACGAGCUACGAGUAUGACCCGGAGCUGUUUGAGAGCGACGUGGACGAUGCUUUUCAGAUGAACGAAGAUCAGGUGGAGAGACUGAGCCAGGGAGCGAAAGGAGAACAGAAGAGGGCAGCAGGGAAAAAAUGAACGAAUAUGGGCUCUCAGCCGUGGAAAGAGGAUGAAUCAAAGAACAUGGAUGUUCUAACCUGUACAUGUGUUUAUAUGUUACAAGGACCAAGCACUGUUGCUGAAGACAGCACUAUAUAUCCACGCCCAACUAUUACAUAGAUUAGGCAUAUCUAUCCUUUAGUAAUAUGUUGUAACCACACAGGCACGAUAGAGGAAGCUGGUAUUUAUAUUUUGUAAUUAUGUGUUCUGAUCUUUACCUCUCUGAUAUUUAUAUUUGUGAUUUUAGUUAAAGAUUCUUUCAUGGCUCUCCCUUCCAGAGCUGGGUCAAAGGUUACUGGUCAACUUCCUAACUUUCAUUAUUUAAUUUUUUUAAAUUUACGAUUUUUCUCCUCCUUCCUGAACCCUUAAACAGGGCAGCUAAACAUGCUAAGAGUAGAGAAGAAGGGAUUGACAGGAAAUCCCCUUUCCUCAUCCCUUCAUCUUGCCUUCUGCCUCCUCCCCGCCCCUGCAUCCAUUCAGGAGUAGCAUCCAGGCCGAAAGAGAUUGAUCACUGAUUUUCCUCAUGGGCUCCUGAAUUUACAGCCGCCCUGAAAUCUAACCCAUCCUGCAAUGUAUAAAAGUUGUCCAACCCCUGAACCCCCACCUCCCCCAUCGCAUCUCACUCCCCAAAUGGUGGCCCUGUCCCUUCCCACUGCUCUGGAUACUGUGGCCUACCUCAGAACGGGACUGUGAGGUGAUGCACUGUGGUGUCACUGGCUGCCUGCAGGGGCUGAGAGGACUGGUAACCAGUGGACAAGAUUUGGCCAGGUGAGGUGCAGGUGAUAAGUCAGACCUUCCAAAAAUAAA
Molecule: messenger RNA, 6736 nt
Organism: Mobula hypostoma (lesser devil ray)
Lineage: Eukaryota; Metazoa; Chordata; Chondrichthyes; Myliobatiformes; Myliobatidae
Gene: cpamd8
Product: C3 and PZP like alpha-2-macroglobulin domain containing 8
Exons: 43
Coding region: 359-5908 (1849 amino acids)
Cellular component (GO): extracellular region
Molecular function (GO): endopeptidase inhibitor activity; protein binding
Source: RefSeq, a predicted model, not a curated record